UGCGAUGAAACGUCCAUAGCCGAGGUCUUCAAAAUUUAUUCUAAUUCUGUCACCACCAAAUUUGCAAUAAUUGGACAAAGACAACAGAAAUUCUGCAUAAGAUCAGCAUCCCCUGUUUAGCUGGUAUGGACUUCGUGUGGGAGUUGUAAUGAUCAAUACGUCCAGCUCGACUGUUCCCUGCCCGGCGCGCGCUGUCGUUCUGUCGUCUGCUCGUGGUGUCACAAUGGAACCUUCCCGUCUCUAAUGAUUCUUUCAAGCCUUCCUUGACAGCAGAAUUAGCUGCAAGAAUCGCGGCUAAACAAACGGUUGCAGUAACAUACGUACAGCUGUCUGCAGAUUCGAAAACUCACCUGGAAUAGGUUUAGCUCACCUGUUGAUUUGUUUGCCAGGUGUUGAAGCUCAGGUGAUCAGAGUUAGCAAUCUUGAGACGAUUAUUUUGGCACUGACCAGACAAAGACACUUUUCAAUCUCAUUUUGAUGAUUUAGUAAGAAAUUUGAGGGUUCUAAGAACAAACGGCGCUGCGCAUAUUGGCCGUUAAAUUGGAACAUAUUGGAAGAUUCCAUUCAGCGUCAACGAGUGAUAUUCGAUACAUGACUAUGAGAGCGUGUGCUUCUUGUGAUUAGGACCUUGGUGACGAGGGAACAGUCGCCAUCAUUCUUGUAAGAGCAUUUGUCAUCGAGUUAUGGGAUUUCUUUCUUAGUGAUUCUUGGAUUUCCCGAAAACAUGAGCAUGUCAGCAGCGGUUCCCUCUGAGGAGGUUGCCGGGAUCAUCAUGGGCGGCGUCAGCGUGGUGGUCAUCACCUCCGUCAUCGUUUUCCUGUGUUGGAGAUAUCCUUCCUGUAGAACUCGAAGCUUCUGGGACCGGAGCGUCAAGCGAGCCAUUAGGAAGAUGUAUGGUAAAUGCAAGAAAAAGCCAAAGAAAGAGGAAAAGAAGAGCUUAAUUGUUGGACCACUUAUCAGGAAAAGGAGUAAAGAAGACCCACCAUUUGUUGUGCCCCAAAUUUUCGUGGAUUAUGGGAGCAGACGUACGUCUUACGCUUCAGCAUCGGACCACAUGAUGUUGGGGGCCCUUGCCCUUGACCUUCGCAGAGGGUCAAGUAGCAGCUGUGGUAGCAGACGGACUUCUUUUGCCUCGGAUUCGGAUAGGAGGGGAUCCGCUAGCAGUCUUUGCAGUAGGAGGACUUCGUUUGCUUCCGACACAGAUCGGAGAGGAUCGGCGAACAGUCUUGGAAGUCGUAGAUCGUCGAUUUUGUCCGAUCCUUCUGAUCGGAGAGGAUCGGCCAGUAGUAGAAGUAGUCGUAAAGGUUCGGAUGGGAGUCGGAUAGAUGAUACUGACGUCUCUUUUGCUGACUUCUCCGAUUCCGAAACGAUAGAGGGCGAGGACCUUCAUCGCAUCCUGGGGCGUAAGAAACUACGUGAUAGACGCACAAGCUAUGGGUCGGGUUAUUCCUGCGGGAGCCCCCAAUACAUCCCUGGGCCCGAAGCCUAUGUUCAGAGAGAGGACCAAAGAAAGGGGAUCCCCCCCUACAGGCGCAGCCAUUCCUUGGCCGAGAUUCAGCACAACCAGAUUGCCCGACCCCAGCCACAAGAAGAAAUCGAUCGGAGUAUGUACCCAUCAACGCCACGACAACGUUACCAUGGAGAGCGUCGUUCAACUCUCUCCUCCUUGGUAUUCAGUAGUAUUCAGGCGAUGGAUCAAACAGGGGCAGUUAUCCCCCCUUACCAGAAAAAGAAACCAAAAUCGCGUCAGGGCAGUAUAGGUCUGCCAGACACUCCUGUUGCCCUGCAUGACCUGAACCUGGAGGAGAUGAUCCCGAGGUACGCCCCGCCCGUACAGCCGACUGGUAAUCUGAAGGUGCAGCUACAGUUCUCCCAUGACAACACCACACUUACAGUCAUCAUAGUCGAGGCUCAGAGUCUUGUGAUUCCUGGAGUACCAAAGGAUAUCGAUGUCAACCCUUAUGUCAAAGCCUUCUUGGUACCUGGGAGGACGUUCAAAUACAGAACCAAGACGCUCACUAAGACAACGGAUCCACUGUUUUUGGAAAAGUUUACCAUCAAAGACCUCGUGCCAACGGAAAUCAACGAAGAAUCUGCUCUGGAGUUCCAAGUGUACUCCUCACAUCACGUGUCGCGGCGCCACCUGGUGGGAGUAGGGUCAGUCAAACUGACGGAUGUUGAGAAACUGACCAGUGGUCUGGUUGACUUGACCCUCAUGCCACAAACAGUUUACAGGCUUCACCAAGGGGAUCUGCGGAUAUCCGGUUGUUUUCAGCCAGUUGCGGGCAAGAUUGUCUUCAGUGUCUUGGAAGGACGGAACCUUCCUCGUGUGUCGCUGCUCGGAGCAAUAAACCCGUACGUGAAGGUUGAGAUGUACGUCAACGGAAUCAGAGAGGGGAAACACAAAACUAAAGUCAGACAAAAUACUCAAGACCCGGUAUGGCACCACCAGUGUGUGUUUGAGAUCAACAGGGAAAACCCCAAACUGCUUGGUCACGUGUUCGUUUUCCACGUGCUGCACAAAGAUAUGAUGACCGGUGUGCACAAGAUAGGCCAGGUUGACCUUGGCUGGUACAGUCACGGCGAGCAGCUUGAGCACUGGUAUGAGAUUAUGGAACACCCACAUCGCUCUGCGGACUACUGGCAUCCCAUCAUCAAAACUGGGAAAAUAUGUUCUUGACACUUUUGUUUCCACGACAACCUGCUGACCACGUGAUUGUACCCCCCUGUAAAUGUCAGUAUUUGUAUAGUGUCCACUCGUCACUUGAAACUAAACUUCACCAAAAACCCUGAAUUAUUGAACAUACAAUGUUUAUAUCGUGUUGAUACCGACUUCGCUAAUAUGAGUUCGUGUCAACAACACUCAAGACUGAUGGCUUCUUGUUGAUUCUGGAUUAGUUCAUGUGAAGAUAACAAGCCAUCAGAGAGUCUUCGUAUCGGUACUGCUUAAAAGUUGCAUUUGUAUCCUCUAUGUCUUUUGAUAAAAUACUGUUGCUGUCAUCUAUUCCUUUGUCUCAUUAUUCCCAACAAUUUGGCCUCCGUCUUUAUUGGUAAUACAUACCUGCCGAUUGUACUUCGAAUAUAAUUCUCAUCUUUAUCAGGUUUUAAGUUCAAAUAUGCUUGCACCAAGUAAACAUUUGCCUCGGUCGAAUCCUGUCUCACAAGAAAGUCCUGUUCCAGAGUGAGUGAGUGAGUUGGUUUAACGCCGCUUUUAACAGUAUUCCAGUUAUAUCACGGCGUGUCAGCUUAAUGUGGGAGGAAAGCCCGAAGUGAUGCAGG
This is a messenger RNA of Haliotis rufescens (red abalone), 3279 nucleotides long. Its product is annotated as synaptotagmin-17-like. Lineage: Eukaryota; Metazoa; Mollusca; Gastropoda; Lepetellida; Haliotidae. Bases 725 to 2680 code for a protein of 651 amino acids. The record is from RefSeq and is a predicted model, not a curated record. The transcript has 11 exons. Gene Ontology annotation, molecular function: clathrin binding; calcium-dependent phospholipid binding; calcium ion binding. Gene Ontology annotation, biological process: regulation of calcium ion-dependent exocytosis; cellular response to calcium ion; calcium-ion regulated exocytosis.